Molecule: messenger RNA, 2391 nt
Organism: Rangifer tarandus platyrhynchus (Svalbard reindeer)
Lineage: Eukaryota; Metazoa; Chordata; Mammalia; Artiodactyla; Cervidae
Source: the annotation of a GenBank genome assembly
AUGACCAAAGACAAAGAAUCUCCCAUCAGAAGCCGUCAUUCUGUUUACAUCGUGGCCUUAGUGUUUGGAACCAUCAUCCAGUUCUCUGUUGAAAGCGGAUUUGUGGUAGACAUGUCAAAAACAAGCCUUACUCAUGUUCCCAAAGACCUGCCACCAAAAACCGAGGUCUUAGACUUGUCUCAGAACAACAUAUCUGAGCUUCACCUGUCUGAUGUCAGCUUUCUCUCGGGGCUGAAAGUUCUGAGACUUUCCCAUAAUAGAAUCCAGGGCCUUGAUGUUAGUGUUUUCAAGUUCAACCGUGAUUUGGAAUACUUGGAUUUAUCUCACAACCAGCUGCAGAAGAUAUCUUGCCAUCCGAUCACCACGAGCCUCAAACACUUAGACCUAUCCUUCAAUGACUUUGGUGCCCUGCCCAUCUGUAAGGAGUUUGGCAACUUGACCCAACUGGAUUUCUUAGGAUUGGGUGCUGCAAAGGUACAACAGUUAGAUCUGCUACCAGUUGCUCACUUGCACCUAAGUUGUAUCCUUCUGGAUUUGGAAGAUUAUUAUAUGCAAGAAGAGAAAGAAAGCCUUCAAAUUCUGAAUACAAAGAAACUUCACCUUGUUUUUCACCCAAAUAGCUUUUUCUCUGUCCAAGUGAACAUAUCAGUGAAUAGUUUAGGGUGCUUACAACUGACUAAUAUUAAAUUGAAUGAUGACAAUUGUCAAGUUUUACUUAAAUUUUUAUCAGGACUCACUGGAGGACCAACCUUACUAAAUUUUACCCUCAACCAUAUGAAAACAACUUGGAAAUGUUUGGUUAAAGUUUUUCAAUUCCUUUGGCCCAAACCUGUAGAAUAUCUCAAUAUUUACAAUUUAACAAUAGUUGAAAAAAUUGAUGAAGAAGUUUUUACUUAUUAUAAAACGACAUUGAAGGCACUGAAAAUAGAAGAUAUUACAAAUGAAGUUUUUAUUUUUUCACAGGCAGCAGUAUACACACUGUUUUCUGAGAUGAAUAUUCUGAUGUUAACCAUAUCAGACACACGCUUUAUACACAUGCUUUGUCCUCAGGGACCAAGCACAUUUAAGUUUCUGAACUUUACCCAGAAUGCUUUCACAGAUAGUGUCUUUCAAAAUUGUGGCACUUUAACUAGAUUGGAGACACUUAUCUUACAAAAGAAUGAAUUAAAAGACCUUUUCAAAACAAGUCUCAUGACUAAGGAUAUGCUUUCUUUGGAAACACUGGAUGUUAGCUGGAAUUCUUUGGAAUAUGACAGAUAUAACGGAAAUUGCAGUUGGGCUGGGAGUAUAGUGGUAUUAAAUUUAUCUUCAAAUGCACUCACUGACUCUGUUUUCAGAUGUUUACCUCCUCGGAUCAAGGUUCUUGAUCUUCACAAUAACAGAAUAAGGAGCAUCCCUAAAGAUGUCACUGGUCUAGGAACUUUGCAAGAACUCAACCUUGCUUCCAAUUCUUUAGCCCACCUUCCUGGAUGUGGUAUCUUUAGCAGCCUUUCCAUACUGAUCAUUGAUUAUAAUUCAAUUUCCAAUCCAUCAGCUGAUUUCUUCCAGAGCUGCCAGAAGAUUAGGUCCCUCAAAGCAGGGAACAAUCCAUUCCAAUGUUCCUGUGAGCUGAGAGAGUUUAUCCAAAGUGUCGGCCAAGUAUCCAGUGAAGUGGCAGAGGAUUGGCCUGAUUCUUAUAAGUGUGACUAUCCGGAGAGCUAUAAGGGAGCCCUUCUAAAGGACUUCCAUGUAUCUGAGCUGUCAUGCAACACGGCUCUGCUGAUUGUCACCAUCGUGGUCCCUGGGCUGGUGCUGGCCGUUACCGUGACUGUCCUCUGUAUCUACCUGGAUCUGCCCUGGUACCUCAGGAUGGUGUGUCUAUGGACCCAGACCCGGCGCAGGGCCAGGAAUGUGCCCUUGGAAGAACUCCAAAGAACUCUCCAGUUCCAUGCUUUUAUUUCAUACAGCGGGCACGAUUCUGCCUGGGUGAAGAAUGAACUGGUACCUUGUCUAGAAAAAGAAAAUAUAAGGAUUUGUCUCCAUGAGAGAAACUUUGUUGCUGGCAAGAGCAUCGUGGAAAAUAUUAUCAAUUGCAUUGAGAAAAGCUACAAGUCCAUCUUCGUUUUGUCUCCCAACUUUGUCCAGAGUGAGUGGUGCCAUUAUGAACUCUACUUUGCCCACCAUAAUCUCUUCCAUGAAGGAUCUAAUAACUUAAUCCUAAUCUUGCUGGAACCCAUUCCACAGAACACCAUUCCUGAUAGAUAUCACAGGCUAAGAGCUCUCAUGGCACAGAGAACUUAUUUGGAAUGGCCCAAGGAGAAGAACAAACAGGGACUCUUUUGGGCUAAUAUUAGAGCUGCUUUUAAUAUUAAAUUAAGACUAGUCACUGAAAACGAUGAUGUGAAAGGUUAA